Messenger RNA from Penicillium alfredii, 543 nucleotides. RefSeq lists its product as uncharacterized. Lineage: Eukaryota; Fungi; Ascomycota; Eurotiomycetes; Eurotiales; Aspergillaceae. The coding region runs from base 1 to 543 and encodes 180 amino acids. The record is from RefSeq and is a predicted model, not a curated record. The transcript has a single exon.
AUGAACAAACGACCGAUGGGCAACUUUGUCUUCCUCGACCGGACCCGAUACGAUCUCUCUUCGGACCUCACUAUUUUGCGGUGCACCUUGUUCUCGCAGAUAUCCCCACAACAGAAAUUUGCGGUCGAGAGCCGUCUGGUGGACUGGAAGGAUAUUCUGCGAUGGACUGUGGAUGACCAUAAUGCCGCGCAUCAAUCGGACCUCGCUUGGCUGAAUGAUGAAGUCUCAACGAUUGCUGCACAGGAACCGCGAAGACGGAUUGUGGGUUUCACUCAUCAUAGCCCGAGUAUCGAUCCACGAUGUAUAGAUCCAAAACAUGCAAAUAGUGAGGUUUCGACGGGCUUUGCUACCGACUUGAGGCAGAAGACAUGCUGGACUAACCCAAUCGUGGCGGCUUGGGUAUUUGGUCAUACACACUUUAACUGUUGCUUCAGGGACGGGGACAAGGCGAUUCUCUCAAACCAAAUGGGCCACCAUUUGAUCCCCGCGAAGGGCUUUGAUGCGACCUGGGUGUUGACCGUUGAGCGACGAGAGGGCACCUGA